AUGUCGUUUAUGGGGAAGAAGGAGAGUAGUCCAGUUUCGCCAUUAAAGAAGCGAAGAGCAAGCUGGUCGGAACUUUGGCUUAACCAUCACCAUCUGUUGUCUUCUCCACCGCUAGAUUUAUCCUCAAAGUUUCAGUCUUUAACUCCUCCAAUCUCCAAAUCCAAAACCCUACUUCCCGAUUUCACGAAAACCGAUCUGACCCUUCUCUUACCCGACCUCACUCUCCUCACAAUCAUUGAGAAAGUCCCUAAAUCUCACCGGAAGAAUCUCUCUUUGGUUUGCAAGAGAUGGUUUAAACUCCAUGGUCGUCUUGUUCGUUCGAUUAAGGUAUCUGAUUGGGAAUUUCUCGCUUCUGGUAAGAUGAUUUCGAGGUUUCCUAAUCUGGAUACUGUUGAUUUGGUUAGUGGGUGUCUGAUUUCGCCGCCAAAUUCAGGUGUUUUAGUUAAACAUAGGUUAGUUUCGUUUACUGUUGGUGUAGGGUCUUAUCAGAGUUGGAGCUUCUUUGAGGAAAAUCUCUUGUCAGUUGAAAUGGUUGAUAGAGGGUUAAGAACACUCGCAGGUGGUUGCUCGAAUCUACGGAGACUCGUAGUGAGUAAUACUAGUGAAGUAGGGUUGUUGAAUGUAGCUGAAGCGUGUUCGAGGUUGCAAGAACUCGAAUUGCAAAAGUGUUCUGACAAUGUUUUGCUAGGGAUUGGUGCGUUUGAGAAUCUGCAGAUCUUGAGAUUAGUUGGGAAUGUCGAUGGUUUGUAUAGCUCGUUGGUUUCGGAUAUCGGUCUGAUGAUUUUGGCUCAAGGGUGUAAGAGACUGGUGAAGCUUGAGCUCGUUGGAUGCGAGGGAGGAUUUGAUGGGAUUAAAGAAAUAGGCAAAUGUUGUCAAAUGCUCGAGGAACUCACUGUUUGUGAUCAUAAGAUGGAGUCGGGUUGGCUUGAAGGUCUUCGGUACUGUGAGAAUCUAAAGACGCUGAAACUCGUGUCUUGUAAAAAAAUCGAUCAUGAUCCUGCUGGUCUAGGUGAGUGCUUGAGCGGUUGUUGUCCUGCGCUCGAGCGGUUGCACUUGGAGAAGUGUCAAUUAAGAGAUAAGAAUACCGUAAAGGCUUUGUUCAAGAUGUGUGAAGCGGCGAGAGAGAUUGUUUUCCAGGAUUGUUGGGGACUGGAUAAUGAGAUCUUCAGCUUGGCGACGGCUUUCGGGAGAGUGAAACUUCUGUAUAUAGAAGGAUGCUCAUUGCUAACAACACCGGGUCUAGAAUCCGUGAUUCAACAUUGGCACGAGCUAGAACAUCUGAAAGUGGUUUCGUGCAAGAACAUAAAAGAUUCAGAGAUCUCUCAAUCACUGUCAGCUUUGUUCUCAGCCUUAGUAGAAUUUCAGUGGAGACCAGACACAAGAUCACAUCUCUCUUCAAGCCUUACGGAGACCGGGAUUGGGAAGAAAGGCAGUAAAUUUUUCAAGAAAACAUGA
This is a messenger RNA of Arabis nemorensis, 1455 nucleotides long. The record is from the annotation of a GenBank genome assembly. NCBI's taxonomy places the organism in Eukaryota, Viridiplantae, Streptophyta, Magnoliopsida, Brassicales, Brassicaceae.